AUGCCAUUCAACGACAGCGUUUCAGAAGGUAGCACCAAUGCUAGUGCUAUGGAUACCACCUACCUCGACGAUUCACUGACCGCUGUCCGUCAGAUACCGGUACCGCACAUCUCAAAGCGGUUUCAUGGGCUACCAAGUCUCGAUCCCGAACCCUUUUCUCGCAUGGAAAAGUCUUUUGGCAUAAGGGUGAUGUUGGCCCUUGGAAUCAAUGCUCGGGACGGAAGUUGGUCUUUUUGCGUGUGGGCUCAUUUUGGCUUGAUUGUUGCGACAUCACCAACACCGACUUACGCAGCAGACGCGCGAACCCGCCCAUUUGCACUGCACAGUCCCGUUUCCUCUGCGCGUGCCACCGGCUGCCCCCCUCUCUCCAGUAUUGCUCAAUUGCUUUCAUCCGACCCUACUGUUGCUGCUGGGCCGUCCUCGGAGAAUGCUCCAGCAUCCUCGCCUGGAGAGGAAACCUACGCAGACAUCAUCCACGCCCUAGCCACUGCCUUCCCAAACGAAAUGCAGGACCAGACGCGCCAUGCAGCGCGCCCGACUACGCCUACGGGCUCCUCGAGGCCUCACAAACCUACACGAGCUAUCGACACCGAUCACACCUCGCUCGACACAUUCUUCGACGAUGAUACGCCUGUAGAGAGGACCAAGGCCACCAAAGGGACAGACGGCCACUACGACCCGCUCCGCGACUCCCACGACCUGUCCUUUGCCGAGGGGGCUACCGUCAGGGACUCGGUUGUCGACAACAUGCUGCUCUCGCUGGACCAGUUCGCGACCGGCCAUUUGUUUGGAGACAGCAGGCCUGCCUACGCCGACUACGGCGAAGACGACUUCUUCCUGCGAGACAAUUCCUACCGCCCCCCAGGGAACCGUCACCGCGGCCACACAUACACGUCCUCACGCUCAUCCGACUACGACGUGCACAACGAUGAUGCGGGUCGAUACCACUCGCGCGCCCGCAGGAGCAACAGCAGUAACAAUAUUGGAACGACCGUGAGUAGAAAGGGGAGCAUGAGAGAUGUCUACAAUGGCAGGCAACAGAACGGACCCAACGGACAGCCUCAGCAAGCAGGCCACCUGAGGGGAACUGGCAAAAAGGGCAGCAAGGGCAGCGGGUCUUCGAGUAUGGAUUUUGGCCAGACUGGCAUACUUGGGAACCAGCGACUAGGAUUUGGCAAACGCUCCGCCAGCUUUGAUCAUAGUGGCCUCAGUGAUCGGCCAAGAAACAUGCCUGUCAAGGUUGAAUCCGUGCUGGACAGGGGGAGAAUGGCCUAUCAAACUUACCCAGACGAGUACGAUGCAGCCCCCGAGCCUACGAUACCAGCUGGCCCACGCAGGGUGCAGGAACCACCGCAGUCGCCAGUCACCUAUUCCGCACAGUCACCAUUUGCACCGCCGCAAGCACCUGGUCGCAGGAACAGCAUACGCUCCAACACCAGCUACAGGACCCUGCGCAAGGGCAAGAGCCAGGUAGACCCGAGCAUGAGGGCGCAAGCACAAGAGUUUGUCAAUGCGAGUACACUGCGCGAGUUGCCCAUGGUACCCUCAUUCCAGGAUCCACCUGCCCCCUCACCCACCGUCUCCACACGCAAGCCGCUGUUCCCUACACAGACGCCAGCCACUACUCCACAACAGAAGCCAGGUUUCUUUAGGCGUGUCUUUGGUGGAGGCUCCAAAGCUUCGCCGCAACAGUCCAACUCUACAAGCAGUGCGAAUAGCACCCUGCCAGACUCCAUGUUAAGCUCGACAGAGCAACGAGCUUCGGAAGUCGACUCCGUCUUCUCCCAAACACGGCCGCGUACCACACCGAGCAACAAUGGCCACAUCGCUACUCAGCUAAAAUCACUACCCAAGGCUCCGCAAACGGCAAAUUCACAACGAGAAACACAACUGCCGCCGCCCUCGUUGGCCAAGAAACCAUCCUCGUUCUUCAGGCGAAGGAAGAAGUCCAUGUCAGAGAAUAUGCCGCCCCCUGUCAUGACUCUUGACUUCAGUCCGCCAAAACCAAUAUUACCUGCCCAGCCUAGCCCUGGCGUGAGCAGUUUACGCCAGGUCAUGGACCCGUACCUGAGCCGCGAGAAGCGUGAGCAGCAAUCUGCGGACGAGGAGAAGGGCGGCGAUCGAUCCAGUGGGUUCUCUCCAGGCUACAAACCGCACAAAGACGCCAUAGUCCGCACAGUCAAACCGGGCUCGCGUGGAAAGGACGAGCUGCCUCCACCAUCGUCGCAGGGCGAGCCACUGAAAGCUGCACAGUCGACUGCUACCGAAAGCCCCAAGCUGAAGCUGAAGUUGAAGCACGGUAAAGCAGCAACACAGGCCAGCCAGCAAGGAGAUUCGUUCCUGGCGGAUAGCAGCAGUUGCAGCGAAGAGCGCAGUGGCGUGAGUGAAGUCUGGAAACCUAGUCCUGGUGCUGGUGGCCCCACUUCCAAAGAGCAGUCUGGGUCGGAAGGCAGGAGCGACCGAAACACGCAGGGCGAACAACGGUCCGAACUACUGUCACCCCACGACCCCGUCAAGUCCAGAAGCGGGUCAAUGUCUCAAUCUGCUUCUGAAGUGGAAGACGACGGUUGGGUGCUCACGGAACAAAAGGAAAAGAGGCCCCCGACAGAUCGCAAACCAAGUGCUGGUUCGAAACGCGUGUGGCUGGAUACCACCCUACCGGAAGACAAGUCUGGUGAUACAAAUUACGACCUCAAGCUACCCCUGGAAAGCGCGCGUUCCUCACAACAUUCGCUCGCUCAGCUAUCUGCAUCACCGGAAGAAGACUCCCCCACGUCGCCCAAUGACGUUUUCCACUCCGCCACGAGCCUACCCAUCGUGCAAGUCGAAAGUCGCGAGUCUGACGCCAUGCCUUCCAUCGUUGAGGACCGCUCAAUGCAUACGGAGCCCACCGACUCGGAUCGCGAACGUGCAUUCCAAAUCUACAGUGGCAACGAUUCUGCUGUCCUCAAAGCUGAGGCUGCUGCCAUGUUGGGUGAUGUGACCCUAAGCAGCAUGCGAAUCCGGAAAGCGUUCAUGGACCUGUUCGACUGGACUGGCUUCACCAUUCUCGCAGCUAUGCGUGACCUCUGCGGAAAGAUUGUUUUGAAGGCCGAGACACAGCAAGUGGAUCGUAUCUUGAUGAGCCUGUCAGAGCGCUGGUGCGAAUGCAACAGCAAUCAUGGAUUCAAGGCCGUCGACGUCGUUCACACCAUCUGCUAUUCUAUUCUCCUGUUGAACACCGAUCUCCACAUGGCGGACAUUGAAUCAAGAAUGACUCGCAGCCAAUUCGUCAAGAACACGCUUCCGACGGUCACCCGGGUCUGCAAAGAUGCAAUCAAGGCUGAAGAUGGCGAGACUCUGCGACCGCAAUCCACUCACUUCAGGCGGCCUUCUCUACCAUGGAAUGACAAGUCAGAGCCAACGUCGCCGGGUGUUGACGCAACAGUCUUCCCAGCAGAUGUAACCGAAGAACCGACGGAGAAGAGGGCUCGCAGCCGCCUAUCGAUCAGACCACCGGCUAGAAGUGGAUCCGAUGGAAUCCUCUCCCAUGAUUCUGCUACGGGCGAAUCUAAUACACUCGUCAACGCGCCAUACAACGGGCCAAUGCGUGGCUGGGAGUUUCAGAUUGAGAUUGUGCUCAAGGAAUUUUAUGAUUCCAUUCGUAAGCAACGAUUGCCACUUCACGGUGUCUCCAAUCUCUCUGUACAUCACCAGCCAUCCAGCAAUAACCUCUCUGUCAGCAAUAUGCUUCGCCGUACACCGAGUGUAUUGAGCAAGGCUCCGUCCGACAACGUAAGCUACCGCAGCCGCGCACAGGGCGACUUCCGCAGUGUAGGCAGUCGCUGGGCUACUAAGAACCGCUCAAAGCAAAAGCUGUAUCCUUCAUCCACUGUUGCAUCAAGUCGGACCAGCCUGGACGAUGGCUCGGUUUGGAGCCCAGCAGGAUCUAGCACCUGGAGUCGGUACUCGUACGGCAAAACCGGAACAUCAAUGUCCAUGGACUCUUUGGGCUCUCAUUUCGCCGCUGGAGACUACCAACAAGCCAUCGGCUUUGCCAAUGCGCUGAGCCAGGCUAUCAUUCGUGAAGAAGGAAUGACCAUUGCUAGUGACGAGGAAUUCUCGCGCGUUGCGCCGCUCCUGGAAGACGAGACGCUGGAGCUUGUAGGUGCACCCUGGGCAAAGGAAGGUAUCGUCAAGCACAAACAUCACUUGGAGUCAUCGGACAAAAAGGCCAAGGACCGAGCAUGGAGCGAGUGCUUUGCCGUUGUUGAAAAGGGUUACAUGCGUCUAUUUUCCUUCAACAUGAAUUCGAGGUCAGUACGCAACAAAAGUAAGCUACGGCCUUCUAUUGGCGGUGUUGUCGGAGGUGGCAACUGGAUGGACAAUGCAGAGGCGCUGGAAAGCUUUCCGCUCCGACAGACGAUUGCUAGUGCUCUUCCGCCACCUGGCUACUCCAAGUCGCGGCCUUAUGUCUUCGCUCUAUCUCUACCCACGGGUGCUGUUCACCUCUUCCAAGUGGGGACGCCUGACAUUGCCAGAGAAUUUGUGUGUACCGCCAAUUACUGGUCAGCUCGUCUGUCCAAGGAACCCCUCAUGGGUGGUGUCAGUAGCAUGGAAUACGGAUGGGGCGACACUGUGAUCAACCCAGCUCUCAUUCGACAGGACAGCGCCCCCUCAGUCAAAGGUCACAUGCCUCGUCCCAGCGUGACAAGCUCGCUCCGCAGCUCAAUCGACCAUGCGCCAGGCACGCCCAAGCCCAGACUUCCUGGCGACAAGGUUGUGCUUUCAGACUGGAGCCCACCGACUUCAAGCAUGAUGGCUAGCAAUCUAAUGGAAGUGGACCAACUGAGAGCAUUGACCGACUAUGUUAAGAAUAUAGAAAGCGAGCUGGCCCACCACAACGAAUUGAGGGCGCCUCUCCUGAUCGCAUUCUCACCACGACAUCCCAACGCGGCCCGUGCCAUGGCCAAUUGGGAACGCAAAUCUCAAUAUCUCCUCCGAGAGAUUGUCAAGUUCCGCACCUACAUCGACACCCUAACCAUGGCCCAAAACCAAAAACAAAAAAUCUAUGCUGAACGCGAAGCUCGUGAGCGCGAAGAAGAGCUCGCCAAAGGAGAAGGAGGUGAUGGGCUCAGAGCCACAGGAGAAGAUGGUGCGAAAGAAGCCCCUACCGCUUCCGAAUGCACCACAGAAAAGCCCAGCUCAAAACCCUCCGAACCUCCAGAUUUCCUCUUACACCCAUAA
Molecule: messenger RNA, 5226 nt
Organism: Plenodomus lingam JN3
Lineage: Eukaryota; Fungi; Ascomycota; Dothideomycetes; Pleosporales; Leptosphaeriaceae
Biological process (GO): regulation of ARF protein signal transduction
Molecular function (GO): guanyl-nucleotide exchange factor activity
Source: RefSeq, a predicted model, not a curated record